AUGGACCCCUUGCUGUCGCUGGGUGCUGGGCUCCUGCUGCUCGCGCUGUGGGUGCGGCACAAGGGGCUGGAGUACCUGCUGGUCCAUCACCGCUGGGUCUUCGUCUGUCUCUUCCUGAUGCCCCUCUCUGUCCUCUUCGACAUCUACUACCAACUGCGGGCCUGGGCCGUGUGGAGGCUGCACAGUGCCCCUCGGCAGCAUGGCCAGCGGGUCCGCCACAUCCAGGCACAGGUGCAGGAAUGGAAAAAUGAAGGCGGGAAAACAUACAUGUGUACUGGCCGACCUGGCUGGCUAACAGUAUCACUUCGUGUUGGAAAGUACAAGAAGAUUCAUAAGAAUAUAGUGAUCAACUUAAUGGACAUUCUAGAGGUAGACAUUGAAAGACAGGUUGUCCGUGUGGAACCGUUGGUCACCAUGGGGCAGUUGACAGCACAUCUGAAUCCUAUGGGCUGGACUCUUCCAGUGGUACCAGAACUUGAUGAUCUCACAGUAGGUGGUCUGAUCAUGGGAACUGGCAUUGAGUCUUCAUCCCAUAUCUAUGGACUAUUUCAACAUACCUGUUUGGCCUACGAACUUGUUCUUGCUGAUGGAAGCCUUGUGAGAUGUACACCAACUGAAAAUUCAGACCUAUUUUAUGCAGUGCCUUGGUCUUGUGGUACUCUGGGAUUCCUGGUUGCUGCGGAAAUAAAAAUAAUUCCUGCUAAGAAAUAUGUAAAAUUACAUUACAAGCCUGUGAGAGGUUUGGAAAAGAUCUGUGAAAAAUUUACUGAGGAAUCUAAAAAGAAAGAGAAUAACUUUGUGGAAGGACUGGUGUACUCCUUGGAAGAAGCAGUCAUUAUGACAGGAGUCCUGACUGACGAAGCUGAAGACAGCCAGAUAAACAGAAUUGGUAACUACUACAAACCAUGGUUUUUUAAGCAUGCGGAGAAGUAUCUGAAGGCUAAUCAAACUGGAAUAGAGUACAUUCCCUCAAGACAUUACUACCACCGACAUACCAGGAGUAUCUUCUGGGAACUCCAAGAUAUCAUUCCCUUUGGCAAUAACCCUGUUUUUCGUUACCUCUUUGGCUGGAUGGUUCCACCAAAAAUCUCACUAUUAAAACUGACACAAGGAGAAGCUAUUCGAAAGCUGUAUGAGCAACAUCAUGUUGUACAAGACAUGUUGGUCCCAAUGAAAAGCCUUGAAAAAUCUAUCAGUACCUUCCACAGUGACCUGAAUGUUUACCCACUGUGGUUAUGUCCUUUCAUAUUACCCAAUAAUCCUGGCAUGGUCCACCCAAAAGGAGAUGAAAUGGAGCUCUAUGUAGAUAUAGGAGCUUAUGGAGAGCCUAAAACAAAGCAGUUUGAAGCCAGGGCAUCUAUGAGACAAAUGGAAAAGUUUGUAAGAAACGUGCAUGGUUUCCAGAUGUUGUAUGCAGAUUGCUAUAUGAACCGUGAGGAAUUCUGGGAUAUGUUUGAUGGUUCACUAUACCACAAGCUGAGGGAGCAAAUGAAUUGCAAGAAUGCUUUUCCAGAGGUGUAUGAUAAAAUCUGCAAAGCGGCACGGCACUGA
Messenger RNA from Emys orbicularis (European pond turtle), 1551 nucleotides. It is a transcript of the gene DHCR24, whose product is annotated as 24-dehydrocholesterol reductase. The transcript is spliced from 9 exons. The coding region runs from base 1 to 1551 and encodes 516 amino acids. Gene Ontology annotation, molecular function: FAD binding; Delta24(24-1) sterol reductase activity. The record is from RefSeq and is a predicted model, not a curated record. Gene Ontology annotation, biological process: steroid metabolic process. Gene Ontology annotation, cellular component: membrane; cytoplasm. Lineage: Eukaryota; Metazoa; Chordata; Testudines; Emydidae.